AUGUGGUACGAUAAUGAACGGGUCCCAGAGGAAGAGGGGGUGAGUAAGCUACUCGUUGGAAAAACAUUCGCCUAUUUUCCCAAAUGUCGGAAUGAUGAAAUUCGUCAUAUGCAAGGGGAGGGGCGAUACGGAGGGGUAAGCGCGGAGGGCGAUGUAGCCUAUGGGGGGAUUGACAACAGGGUAGACAACAUGGACACCGUGGAGAAUAUGAACGCUGCAGAAAACGAGGGCAUCACGGAUACGAUCGAAGAUGUGGAGGAUUCGAACAGGGGGGAUGAUUCAAUGAAGGAGGCCAAUGGGGAUAACAUACACAACAUUGAAGGAGUGGACAGCGUGUUCUUCGACCAGAAGGAGUACGUACUAAUCCAACAGAGAUUGGGAAGGACAAUUAUCCCCCUAAACCCAGAACUACUGGCACAGUCUACAAUGGAACAGGAAAUAAUAGAUGGCUACCUGAGUGAAAUCCACAAAAAUGUAGGUAAGUGUUCCAUCCUAACAGAGUAUUCCUUUCUAAUGCAAGAAAUGCCAACGGGAAUUUACUGCCUUCCACAAAAAGAUAAUUUACUAGUAUGGGAUGUAUUCAUAAUUCUGUAUAGCACUGUUUAUAAGAACGGAAAAUUUAAAGCGCAGAUAAGAUUAGGAGAAAAUUACCCUCAUACAAUUCCUGAAAUAUAUUUUUUAUCCUCUGUUUUUCAUCCUUUUAUAAAUUUUCAAACGGGAAAAUUAAAUUUGGGAAAGCAUUUAAAUGAAUGGACCCCCAAAUGUCAUUACAUGUCGUUAAUAUUUCUGUACAUGAGAAAUAUUUUUUAUUUACAAGAUGAAUACAGCAAGGAGAACAUCGAAAAUGAGGAAGCUUAUUUUUUACUGAAUAAUGAUAGGGAGUUGUUUCUUCGGAAGGUUCAGGACAGUGUGCAGAUGUCCAAUGAGAAACUGUAUCAGCAGGUAGACAACUACAUGUUUAACUUUUGCGCUGAUGUGGAUAGCCGGGAAAUUACUGAUAUGAUGGAGCGGGUGAAGAACGACUCCCUGUGUAGCAAGAAAGCAGAGGCAUUCAUACACUGGCUCGUAAACGACUACGCCGGGGGGCCCAGCGGGGAGGUACUCAGUGAGGGUUUACCAAGUGAAGAGGUACUCAGUGAUGAUUUACCAAGUAGAGAGGUACUCAGUGAGGGUUUACCAAGUGAUGAGAUACUCAGUGAGAACCACCCACGCGAUGGAGUCGAGGAGGGGGGUGCACCUCCGAAUGAAGCAAUCCCCCACUAUGACAACGCCAAGCGUGAGAACCAGAAUGACGGAGCAACACCUGUGGAUGCUACCGCCGUGCAACAGCUCCGGAAGGACAGAAAGAAGAGGUAA
Plasmodium knowlesi strain H is the source of this 1356-nucleotide messenger RNA. Its product is annotated as ubiquitin-conjugating enzyme E2, putative. The record is from RefSeq and is a predicted model, not a curated record. Lineage: Eukaryota; Apicomplexa; Aconoidasida; Haemosporida; Plasmodiidae. The coding region runs from base 1 to 1356 and encodes 451 amino acids. The transcript has a single exon.